ACGAAAACUAACUAAAAAAUUAAAGUGUGUGAAAUGUAAUUAAAAAUAAAUAUACAAAAUCCCUUAACAACUAAAAAUGGGCCUUUCUUAACCGAGUGUUGUGAUCUUAUGAGAAAGUCAUGAAGACUACGGUGCGUUAUAAAAUGAAAAGCUAUCAUCAAUACAUAACUUUUCGAGUCGAAACAUAAAAAAUGUAUUAAUACAUUUACAUCAACAAUUUGUACUUCUGCGCUAGCUCUCCACUCCUCACAUCAUCGAUGUCAUCUUCGCCGUUGUCGCGUUUUUCGCUCUUGUGGUUUCUAUUCUAAGUUUCUUUUAUUUUUCCUCUUCGUAGAAGAAGAGUACACAACAAAAAAAAUUGUAUGUGCGUGCGAGCAGCGAAUCCGUCCGUGUGUGUUUAGUUGUUGGUCGGGUGUAUGUGAACAACGAGUCGAGUAGAGAUGGAGAUGCAAGCAUUUGUAAUAGUGUGCGUGUAUGUUUAUAGUGUACGACGGCUUACGGCUUUGGCAUAAUUUUGCAAAAGGCUGAUAUGAAGUGAAGAACAUGCAUAGAAAAGAACUCGCCGUCACACGCUGUUAUCGAAAAGAGACAACUACUGUAGAGUAGGCAAGCAAACAAAAUAUAGCUUAACUGUUAUGUCAAUAAUAAAAGAAGAGAAAUGCAAAAAAACCACUAAAAUUAAAUAAAACGAAAAUGAAAAAAAUAAACGGAAGAGACAAAAUAAAAGAAACGACAUGUAAAAAUUAAAAAAAAAACGAAAUAUUGCAUGUGAAAAAUGUAUGUUGUUGAAAGUUCAAAGAAAAUGAAAAUGUUAAGUGAAAAAAGUGUAAUGAAGUAGUGCUUCCCUGGAGAAAAAGGCUGUGUAUAUUUUUCCUAACCGCCUCGGUCCGUGUUGUAAAAUUACUGCCAAGUGAAAAUAAAAGAAAAAUGCACUCUCUUCUCAUAAGAGUCGUCGUAGUUGUAAAUUAUGAAUGUAAAAAAAUGAUAAUUGAAAGUUUUUUAUUUGUUCUUUUUCGUUAAAUAAGUUAUGAAAAAUUCACACAUACACACAUACCCAAAUAAAAUGAAAUGAAAAAUUAAGAAAUAUACCAAGAGGAGGAAUAAAAUCUAUUGAUUUUCGGCAUUAAAAAACAUUGGCAAAAAUAUAUGUGGAAAAAGAAAAUCGAAAUUUCUCGCCAAAGCCACAUUCGCCAUCUGAAAAAUUAAAAAAAAAUCAACAAGGAGCAAGUCGGGAUUAUCGAAUCAACGUCAUUCUCAUCGCCAUAGUUAUAAGCCCAACUAACUAGUGGCAAAAUAUAGUACUAUUACAACAACGGCAGGCAGCAGCAAUUUCUACAACAAAAAGCGCAGACAUUAUUAGCGGCUACAACAAAAACAACAAUAAAACAUCGCCACCAACAACGAGGACGACGGCAACGACGACGACCACCACACAGGCACGACAGGAACAUCCAUCGAUUUUUUGCCGUAUUCUCAAGUGGAGUUCUUCCUUUGCUGCUUCUCCAUAUCCCAAACGGCCAGUCUGCCAGCCCCUUAGCAUACGUGCAAGCAAGUCAGUCAGUCAAAAAGGAAUAAAACACACACAAGGAGGCAUUUAAGGAGCAGGGACAAAAAAUAGACUGCAAAAGAGUCAUCAAAGUUGUCGUUGUCUACUUGAGAUUGUCUGCUUCCUUCUCAUUAUCUUUGCCUAGUUGCAAUUUUGCCCCCUUUCUCUGCCAUUAGCACUUUUGCCCUACUAUCCAACGUCUCUUCAGUCAGUCGGCUUGUCUGCCUGUCUGUUGGUUCGUGUGUCUACCAUUUUUUGAGUUAUUUGCAAAAGUGGGUCUCCAUCUAAUGACCUAUCAUGUUGUCUUGUUUCAAAAGCAAUAAAUUACUUUAAAUCUUCCUCUCGCACAUCAUCCCGUUAUGGACGGCAGUAGCAGUGCACAAGAUCAAAAGCCGCCUGGGUCCAAUCAUUUACCACCGAACUCCCAUAGCCAAGCUGUGGCCGCCCAACAACAACAACAGCAAAAUGUAGGCGGUACCGGAAAUACUACUGGCAACGCAGGAAUCGGCGGUAUCCCAACAGGAGGUGGAGGAGGAAGUGGUGGUAUUGUUAGUGGUAUUGGGAUUGGAGGUAUUAUUGGUAGUGGAGGUACGGCUUCUGGUCUGGCCGGUCAAAUGGUCAUUGGUCCAGCAACAGCCGUUGCAGCAAUAGGUGAUCAACUCCAUUUGCCUCCUCCCACAAAUCAAUCAGCUGGAGCAGCUGCCCCAAAUGCUAUGAAUCCCAAUAGCAAUCAUACCAUGGGAGUCCUCAUUGGGGGUUCUGGUAAUCUUACAAAUACCAAUACAUCCAAUCUCUCCAAUGCUAGUGGCGCAUUAGCGGCUGUGAUAGCUGGUAGCGGUAAUGGCCCAGGGCUUAAUACAACAACCGGCAGUUUUUUUGUCAACAGCAUUUCAUCAUCUGCCACAGCGGCGGGAUCAUCGGUUUUGGGUGGCUCUGUGGGACCCAGUAAUAGCGAUUUUGAUUCGGACACCGAACUUUCAAUAGUCGCUGCAGCAGCUGCAGCGGCCGCUGCCGUGGCCAACUCGUCAGCCACAAAUGGUUAUACUUCCAAUACAAACAAUAACGGCAAUGCCAACAGCAAUUCCAACUCCAAUUCUUCCCUGAAUGCAAAACAACAAAGGCAACAGAAGCGGCGGCGUGAACGGGCUCUACGUCUUCAGGCUGAACGUGAUAAUCGCAGUGCGACCAAUACCACAACGAACAGCAAUAGCAACAGUUCCACCGCCAAUACCGCCAACGUUGUUAACAACAAUACCCCCGGCAACAAUAACAAUGCGAAUAAUUCCUCCAAUCCCCUACAGUUUCCUAAUGUCACAAAUGCGAAUGCGACCAACAACAAUGGAAGUGGCCUAGUGGCCAGUGCAACGUCGUUGACAUCCUCUUCGUCAUCAUCGUCGGCAUCAUCGGGGGUGGCCUCCACCAACACCACACCGACGUCUACGGCGGUCACUGCCACAACAGGCAGUAAUAAUAAUAACAACAACAACAGCAACAAUCAUCAUCUUUAUCAUGCCAGCAGUGCCAAUAGUAUGGGUGAAGAUAGUAACAAUUCUAGUGGCAUUUUUACAACAAGUUCCAGUAGUAGCGCCAAUAAUAAUGCCCUACUACCACCCACAGACAGUAUUGCAUCAUUGCUUUUGAAUCCUCCACAUUCGCCGGAUUGUCAUUCAGGCAUUAUGGCCAGUCCCAGUGACAGUGAAGGCGAGUCACUAGAUGAAGAUUUACUAUCGACAUCGUCAUCAUCGACAUUGUUACUGCCACGUGAUAAACCAUUACCGCGACCCCCACCGCCAAUGCGAAGAAAGCUGCCACGUUCACCAGUACUGGAAGAGGAGAUCAUUGAUGGUUUUGCAAUAUUGGAAUUUAAAACCUAUGAGGAUUUGGAGUUUGCAAUAAAAUUGGGCCAAAAACGUAAAGAGAAGCGAUUAUCAGCGCUGGAAGAGCUGACAUGUACGUAUAGCAUUGAAGAAAUAAAAAUGCCAAAGAUCAUAGAUACAGGACAGCCGCAUCCAAUAAGGAGCAGCGGCGGUGGCGUUGGUAGUGGCGUAGGAGGUGCUGGAAAUAUUGUUGGCAGCGGCAUUGGAAAUGCUGCUAGUCUUGGUGCUACAGCGGCGGGAGUUGUUAGUGGACUGGGAUCCUUAAAUCUUAAUCAUAAUAAUAAUAAUAAUAGCAACAACAACAACAACAACCAUCAGCAGCAUCUACAUAAAGAUAAUAGCAGCAGCAACAACAACAACAGCGGCAGUAAUCAUCUGAAGGAUAAUAACAGUAUUCGUAUACCCACAAUGAAUGCCAACAACCAUCCAAUGAUGAUGGUUAAUAGCAAUAAUAAUAACAACAACAACAAUGGCAGCAGCGGCAAUAACAAUAACACCAACACGACCAACAACAACAAUGCUAGUGGUAACAAUUUAAGUGUCUCCACAGAUGUUAAUAUGACAUCCUUAAUGGGAACAGCAGCAGCGCCAACAGGCCCAACAAACCAAGCGUCAGAUGGCAAUGCCAUUGUUUCGAUGAAAUCAUCAUCUUUGUCAGGAAGUUCUGCACCUACACCUCCUAUUCCAAUGGAAACAAUGCCCUGGAAGGAUACCCAACAAACUUCCCCCUUUAACGCCCAUAAUGGCGCGUUUGUCCCUGGUAGUGUGGUGGGAGCACAAACAGGAAUCAUGGGUAUCAAUAGUGGUGGCGUUCCAACGUCAGGUUCGGCGACAGGUAUGCCGCAUGGCCUAAGUAAUGAGGGUAAAAUAAGUGGGGGUAUUCCCGUUCGAGGCGAGAAUGGUAAUGAAAGCAGUAUUAUGAUGGAUACAUGUGAUGGUUCAACGGCAGCGGCGGCAACGACAACAACGUCGGCGUUAACUACAGGAGCAGCUAUGGGCACAGCCACAUCUAUUGCACACACAACAACGUUGGCGGUCCAAGGUCCAACGCAUUUGGUGGGAUCCUUUGUCGGUGCCACACUUUCCACUCCACUACCAAAUUCCAACGCAACAAAUUCCUCAUCGCCUUCGCCUAUGGAUACGAUGACGACGACGGCGGCGUUGGCAUCAACAGCGACUUCAAAAGUCAACAACAACACAAAUGAAAAAUGCACAAAUCCAUUGCCCGCACAGUCCACAUCUCCCAUGGUCACGCAAACGCCAUCUCCUGCCACGAGCACAAUAGCUGUCCUAACGACAAAUGCGUCUACAAUAGCCGGGCAAGCGACAAAUGCUAUGCUAUCCUCCUCGCUUGCCUUGGCGGGUGGCAGCAGCAGCAACAUUGGCAUAGAUAAAUUACCUGCCUCGCAACAACAUCAAAUCAUGCAACAGCAGCAGCUUCAAACCUCCUUGGCAAUGCAAACCAUGCCAUCAACUAUGAAUGCUACUACUACACCUCCUACUACCAUUACUACUCCAUUGACGCAGGGUUCAAGUGAUAAUUACAAAUCAAAUAGUAUACACCCACAUCCUGGUUUAGGACCACCUUCCUUUAAAUCAAUGUCUUCGUUGGCAGGAAGUUGCAUACCACCAGGAGCAUUUAAUAAAUCAAACGCACAUUUAAUGGAUCAAAAGAUGCACAAUAAUAGUAAUAAUGAUUUUAUAAAUAUGGCAACUUCCUCUGCUGCUAAUGCCGUUACGGCAGGAAGUGUUGUGUCCAGUGGUGGAGCUGGUGUUGGUGUCGGUUUACCGCCUAAUCAACAGCAACCGCCAUCACAACAACAACAGCCACCUAACUCGGCAGCAUCGGCGUCUUCGCCAGCCAUAACACCAUCAACUACCACAGGAGCUAUGGGCAUAGCAAAUCAAAAAGAUUUACAACAUCUUCAUCAUCAUCAUCAUCAUCAUCAGGGUGGACCAAUUGGUCCGCCUGGAGCACCAAUACCACAUCCCUCGCAUCUGCAGCACCAUUUACAUCCGCUUCAUGCAGUAGCGGGAGGGCCACAAGGGCCGCCAGGAGCGUCUUCAAAUAUGAGUGCAAUAAUUAGUGGCCUCUCAUCUAAACAUCAACCUCCACCACCAACACCACACCAAAUGCAACAGCAUCAUCAUCCUUCACAGUUGCAGCAGCAACAGCAACAUGCUCUGCAGCAUCAACACCAAAUGCAACAGCAGCAACUGCAGCAUCAGCAACACCAUCAACAGCAGCAGCUACAGCAUCAGCAACAUCAUCAUCCUCUUCAUCACCAUCAUCCACCACCCCCCCAACAACAACACCAACAACCUAUGCAGCAUCAGCAACUUCAAUCUCACAAGGAUAUGCUUGCUGUUGGUGGCAGUAACAGCAGCAGCGAUCACAAGGAUCGUUUAAGUGAUGCAAACAGUAGAGUUAACAAUAUUGGAAAAGGAUUUAAUAUCUGUGAUAGCGGCAAUGAUGAAAAUAAGGGUCCUGAAAAGUUAGGAGCCAUAGUAUUUCCUUCGACGCCCACUCAACAAUUUACAAAUGCAACCCCGAGUCCCACAACACCUCGAAAAUCUUCAGAUUAUCCCCAACAGGCGACAAGUGCAACAGUGACGGCAUCAUCAUCGGCGACUAGCUCCAACACCAGCUCUACAACAUCUGCCGCGGCGAAUUUGCAGCAGAAACCGCCUGGUAAUGAACAAAUGCCGCAACAAUUCUCUAUACCCACAAGUGGUGGUAUGCUGCCUGGAGGACCUUUGUCUCAGGUUAGCGGUGCGUCAACAACAACAAGUCAUCAUAUGCAUGAUGGUCGACCACCAUCAACAGGUACGAACGGCCCCGGCAGCAUACCAUCGACAGGUACAACCGCAGCACCUCCUCCACACUCGGUGUUUGGACCUCCUGUUUCCUCAGCAGGCAUGUCAAAUGCAUCGGAUAAUAAGUCUGCACUGGGACCACCACAUCCAACCCAUGCUUCACCAGCAUUUUCCUCAAAUGUUAGUCAACAGCAGCAUCUCAAUGAUCCUCGCAAUGCAAUUGCUUCGCCUUCUUCAGCAGGACCUUCGCCGCAUUCACAACAUCCUCAUGCUUCUAGUGAUAGCCCGUUUGGUCCAAAGCAUUUGGCCGGAUCACCGUCGUCUGGCACAGGUAAUCUCAUGUCCCCCGCUCCAACACCACCCAAUGCUUCACCAUUGCCAAGUAUGCAUCCGAAAUCCGCUUCGGGUUUGCCGCCGUCUACGAUAGCGCCCAAUUCACCAGCAAACCUUCAACUGCCUCCUGGUUCUCAAAUGCCGCCAUCGGCAACAGGUUCUCCCUUGCUCGGAGGUCCUCCGGGUGGUUUUAGUGCAGCUGGAUCGAUAAAUAACAGACUCGGUCCACCACCUCCAACUCAUCCAUUCCCUCCCUCCUCACUGCAUUCCAAUGUCAACGCACCGUCGAACAUGGUUCUAAAAUCCAACGAGUCGGAAAGUCGUGACAAAGGUUCUCAUAGUGGGGCAAGUGGUCCCGCGCCUCCACCAAUGAUAAACGGUUAUCUGCCUCCGUUUGUAACUAACGCGGGACAAAACCCACAAUCUACCAGUGGUGUCUCAAGGAUCUCACCUCACCCUAAUGCCAUUCCGGCUACGGCAACACCGCCAGGAUCUGGAUUAUCAUACCCGCCAUCUUCAUCGUCUUCGGUAACCGCAAAUAAGGCACCAACUGCUGCAACAACUGCUGCCUCACCCCAUUCCUCUUCCUCUGGACAACCUCCCCCACCACCAUCUUCUGCAGUCUCAACAUUGCCGCCAUCGUCAACAGCUACGUCUAUGUCUAAGUUUCCUCCACACAGCAGUAGCGGUUUGCCUCCCAUACAAUCGACAGCUGGAAUUUUUGGCCCAGGUGGUUUACCACAUGGCCUUCCACCUGGCGUCGGGCAUCCUGGUAUGCUUACCGGAGGUAUACCGCCAAAUGGUAUCUCGCCAAUGCUACUACACGCAUCGCCAUAUCGCUCGCCCUAUCCCAAUUAUGCUCUAUAUGCUCCAUAUAGUGGAUUGCCACAUAGUCACUAUUUGCCACCUGCAGUGCCAUCGCCAAGUGCCUCGCCACGUACCAGUCGAGAAUCUCCUAUGAUGUCACAAGUGGCAAAGCCACCUAGUCUAAGGCCUCCAACACCUGUGAGUCAAUCGUCUGCAUCAUCGUCAUCGUCAACCCCGGGGCAGAUGGCACAACAGCAAAAUAGUGCUAGUGGUUCGAGUACUCCAACGAGUUCUACGCCUGCUACAGUUUCAACACCCACUUCCAUGACAGUGACUUCGGCGAGCUUGAGUCAUAGUGCCCCAGCGGGAUUACCCACAUCUUCAAUGGCAUCCCACUUAUUGCAUCAUCCGCAUCUUCCAUAUCCUGCAUCGUUACCGAUACCACAACAAAUACUAGGUGGACCCCCUUUUCCACAUCCACCAUCGGCAAUGACACAUCCCCUUUCAGUUUCUCAUCCUCCUCAUAGUAGUAUAGCGAGUGUUACAACAACUACUGCAGCAGCGUCUACACCGCUAAGUGCCACACUGAGCGGUAGUGCAAUGACUAGUGGAUUGAAUCCACCAGCUAUGAGUCGCGAUGGAACGCAAAUAUUGCAUCCACCGCCACCGCACUUACUAACGCAUCCGCACUUAGGACCACCACAUAUGCCUCCUCUGCCGCCGCAUAUGCUGCCACCAUCGCACUCGGGUCUUCUGAGGGGAGCUUCACCUACAACAACGCCGACCAGUAGUCAAGCGCCGCCGCCGCCGCCCAGUACAAAUUCGACGGCUUCAUCUUCAGCAUCUGUGAUUCAUAAAGGAAUUUCACCCCAGAGUGAAAGUCCAACAAAAGAACGUAGUGAUAAUAAUGCCUACCUUCCACGUUCAUCUGUUGCCAAUACUCACCUCAGUGGUUUCCCCCCAACAUCAACGGCAUAUAUAGCAACCUCAAUGGCUCCAUCGUCGAUAUCCUCAUCAUCGUCUGUACCACAUUCAGUUGCUUCCAUGGUUUUAACAAAUGCCUCCUAUAGUUCCACGGUUUCGUUGCCUACAACAACAUAUGCUUCGGCAGGUGCAAUGCCAAUGAUGACCACACAACAACUACCACAGCCACCUCCUGGAAGUAUAACAUAUCCAGGAGCUCCAAAGCACUCAAUGUGGCCACCUCCAAGUUCCUCAUCAUUAUCAGUACCAUCAGCACCACCACCAACAUCAGUUGUCACUUCACAUCCCUCAAGCAUAGCCACAAGACCCACACCUCCGCCACCGACAUCUUCAGCAGCAUCGUCUGCAUUGGCACCGCCGCCAAUAUCGGUUUCACCGCACACUGCAACAAUGCAUUCCUCUUCGACUAUACCCCCGCCAGGUGUUCCUCCAGCUGGAAGUGGGUUUCAUCAACAAUAUUUUGUGCCUCCUAUGCCAUCAGUUCCUCCGGUGUCUUCAGCUUUGGUCGGUGUGCCAAUUAGUUCCAUUAGUAGUUCUUUAGCGGUAACAUCGUCAAUUUCUACGUCGUCAUUGUCGUCUACAUCGGGUCUGACAACAACAUCGGCGAACAGUGCACCAGUGACAACGACCACGCAAAGUUCGGCACCACUUCCAUUUUCAGCAGAAUCUCUUUUUCAGCCAAGCAAAAAUGAUCAAGCGGAUCUGUUGCGACGUGAAUUGGAUAACAGAUUUUUGGAUCGUAGCACCCAGCAGCAGCCAGCGGGUCAUGGAUCGAGUGGCAGCGGUCAAAGUACAACAUCCAAUGCAGCUGCUUCACCUUCGGUUGCAAGUAAUGUUUCACCAGCAACAGUUCCUCCUCCCACAUCUAGUUCUGGAAGUCUGCCAUCGGCACCUCCACCAACGGCCCCAGUUCCACAUGCACCAACAGCGGCAGUGCCAUCACCUUAUCUAAGGCAAGAAUUGCAUCAUCACCAACAUCAGCACACCCAUCUGCAUCAACAUCAACAACUAUUGCCCACGGCUUUAGCAGCAGCACCUCCACCAGCCCCGGCUCCCCUUUUUCCCCCACCUCUGUUCAAAGACAUUCCCAAAAUUGCCGCCGUCGAAUCACCAUUCUAUCGUACCGGCAUUGGUUUGCCUGGCUAUACCGGUUACAGUCCAGCUGGUCUAAUGCAUCCUGGAUUGGGGGGUGCUACACCCUUCAUGCCUCCCAGCCAUUUAACUUCAUUUGCGCCAAAGACGAUUCAACCAUCGCCUUCCACAAAUCCUCAUCAACAACCUCAACCGCCAUUACCAACCAACAUUGUUGAUUCCUCCUCGAAAUCUAUUAAGUUCACGAAAACUGGUCGUUGGAAUGCUAUGCACGUUCGUAUAGCGUGGGAAAUUUAUUAUCACCAAAACAAACAGAACUCUGACAAACUGGGCUCUGGUUCGGCAUCGGUAGGACCGGGUUCUGGAAGUAACCCCUCUACACCGGGUAUAUCGGGAAACAGCAAUAGUAGUACCGGAGCCACGCCCACAUCUACGACCGUAUCUCAGAGCAUAGCAGUGUCAACAAGUUUAGGGGCAGGCCCUUCUCCCUCUGCUGUAUCAUCGUUGAGUAUGAAAGCUUCGCCGGCAUUAACAUUAAGUGCUGGAGCUUCACCACAUCUUUUGCAUAGACCUGGUGAAUUACCGCCAGGUGCUUAUGCUUCGGCAAUACCAGGUCGUUCGCCAUUCGAAACAUCUCCUUUGUCGACAGCUUACAUAGGUGCUCCUCCCAGCCAUAUAGGUACCGCUGUUUCUCCUUUUGGGCGCUAUAUGGGUCCUUUUGGUUUUGGCUUAUCACCAUUUGGCAGAGAGAUACCGCUUGGCGGAACCAUGCAUGACCCUUGGAGAGCAGCUGCUUUACAACAACGUGCUGUGCCUUAUCACCCAGGAGCUCCACCUCCUGGUUGGUCUAUGAAGCCGGAUACUACGGCCUUGGAUAAUGCUCGUCGUGAAGCCGAAGAACGUGAACGGGAACGAGAAAUGCGUGAGCGUGAGCAAAGGGAACGCGAACGUCAAAGACAACGCGAGCGCGAAGAACGGGAACGCAAAGAAAAAGAGGAGAAGCUUAAGCGUGAGCAACAGGAACGCGAACAGCGUGAAAGAGAACGCGAACGUGAACGAAAGGAGAGGGAAAGGCGAGAAAUGGAACGACGUGAAAUGGAGCGAGAAAGAAUGUUGCAGCAACAGCGCAUCAACGAAAGCAACAAAUUGUCGCAGGCUGCCGCUGCAGCAGCAGCCAUGAAUCAGGCACGUGAUAGAUCUCCACAUCGUAGCGUAACGGAUAUGCAAGGCGGCCCUGGUGGUCCAGUUGGUGGUGAAAUGAGAAUCAAAGAAGAGAUGCCUCGAACUAAGGAAGAACAGGAUGCCAUGAUGAUGCGCGCAUCGGCGGCAGCAGCGGCUGAUCCUCGCUACCACAAUUCAAUGGCCCAAGUAAAUGCCGCUGCAGCAGCACAUCAUGCCUCAUUUAUGGCAAGCCGUCAUGGUCCCCAUGUAGGACCACCACCUCCUCAUCUAACACGUACCAUGAUGGGUCCAACGCUGGGCGGUCCGCCAAUGCCGCAUUUUGGUCCUCCAGGACCAGGCUGGCCUAUGGAUCCAUAUCGCGACCCCUAUGCAAUGUCAGCGCUACGUUAUAAUCCUCUCAUGGAGGUGGCGCUACGGCAUGAAGAAGAACGCCAUAAGGCGGCAAUGAGCAUGUAUGCAGUACAAUCGGCGGCACAUUUGAGAGGUAAAGAACCCUCACCCAUACCACCACCCACAGGUGUUGGUGGACCCUUGGGACCACCUCCACCACCCCAUCAUCGUUUGCAGCCAGGACCAAUGGGACCGGGGCCCUUGGGUCCAGGACCUGGUGGCCCUCCAGGGCCUCCACCCUCAGCGCUAAGCGGUAAACCGCCCAGCUUAGGUGGUAUGCCACAUCCCAUGGUAGUCGAUCCCAUGUUGCAGCCUAAAAAAGAAGAGCCGGGAGUAACAACGCCGCAAACAGUAAUGGGUAUGACACCUACCGCCACCAAUCCAGCAAAUUCAGCGCCCGGCCGAUGAUAAAUUGAUAAAAUUCCAACAAAAAGAGCUUUCAUUGACUUGACAUGAGACACAGAGAAAGAGGGAUGAGAAAGCUUUUUUAAAAGGAAUCCCCUAAAAUAAAGAAGAGAUAUCAAAAAAUCAGUAAUAAGCUUGAAACGAGACCAAGUAAUCUUUAAAAGAAAAAAAAAGAAUUGUAUUAUAAAGCAACAACAAAAAUAACUGAAAAAUUUUAACUCCUUUCCCUUAAAAACAAUAUAAACUGUGUAUACCUUUUUUGUAUGCUCUCCUUGAGUUUUUCGUCUUUGGGAGAGAAAUCUCUUUUACUUUUUUCUUUCGUUUUUAUUUUUCUUUUUUUUUUUUAGAAAAAAUGUAUAAAAGUUAAGCUUAAAUUUUAUUACAAAGAAAUCCAUUCUGCUCUUCCCUAUGGAUAGGUUUUUAUAAACCAAACCCCUUCCACCAUGCCCCAACCUGUUUUACUACUCCCCCCCAAAGCUAUUGUAAAAAUUUACUAAUUCCAAACGAUAAUUACAAACAAACAAUCUAUAUAAACUCAAAACUUUACAUAUAUACAUAAUUGUUUAAAAAGUCGUAAACAAAUUAAAACGAAAUGAUUAACAGCAAAGUAUAUAAAACGUGUAUGCAAUAUUAUAUACUACUAUUUAAGUAAAAACAAACAACAAAAAAAA
Molecule: messenger RNA, 12104 nt
Organism: Stomoxys calcitrans (stable fly)
Lineage: Eukaryota; Metazoa; Arthropoda; Insecta; Diptera; Muscidae
Gene: tay
Product: mucin-12
Exons: 13
Coding region: 1906-11436 (3176 amino acids)
Source: RefSeq, a predicted model, not a curated record